Messenger RNA from Stomoxys calcitrans (stable fly), 1648 nucleotides. RefSeq lists its product as uncharacterized. The transcript is spliced from 7 exons. The coding region runs from base 457 to 1569 and encodes 370 amino acids. Gene Ontology annotation, cellular component: neuron projection membrane. The record is from RefSeq and is a predicted model, not a curated record. Gene Ontology annotation, biological process: synapse organization. Lineage: Eukaryota; Metazoa; Arthropoda; Insecta; Diptera; Muscidae.
GGUUGUUAAUCAAAACAACGCGCACUGCGCACAGUUUAUAAAAUUGUUAAAUAUCUAAUCUAAAUGGAGUGAAAAAAUUUAAAUCCCAAAAAAAUUAAUUUAGGAGGUUUACUCCAUUAUACGUUACCUUACCGCUUUAAACUUUAUUUGGACUGAGUUUUAUGUGAAGUAAGAAUUGCAAAUGGCAAAAUAGAUGGGAAACACGUCCACUACGAUUGUUUUGAAUAAUUUUAAAUACACAUAAAGCAAGUGAAGAAAGAAAGCAAUAUACUGGACUCCGACAAAUUUGCUACACAAUUAAGAAAAAAUAAAUGUUGCUCUUUGUUUUGGAACUGCAUAAAAUAAGUUUUAACAGAGCAAAUAACAGCUCGGAAUAUUCAAUGAUGUAAAAUAAAAAUAGAUGUCAAUGGCGUUAUACGUUAUGAUAUAUUAUUAAAGGCGAUUGUCAAUUAAAUAAUGUAUUCUAUUUUACAACAACGGAAAAUACUACGAGGGCUGAUACUUAUUAUUCCUUUUGUGUGUAUUGGAGCAUAUACUGAUAUGGGAAAAAAUUCUUCACCUCAGAACCUUUUUGCAAAUGGAAGAUCUCAAUUUAUAACAAAAAAUAACUCACGAGUAACGGUUCAAAAGGGUGGACUGGCAAUAUUACCCUGUGUUGUAAAAUUGAGUUCAGUGGCAACAGUAUCAUGGAUAAGAAGAAAAGAUUUUCAGCUGCUGACAGUCGGAUUAUCCACCCACAGCAGCGAUAAACGUUUUCUUGUUGAACAUACACGGCAUAUGGGACAUUGGUCUCUUCGUAUUAAAUCUGUACGUGAAGACGAUCGUGGAUUAUAUGAGUGCCAAUUAUCCGUGUAUCCGACGCAAUCAAUUUUUAUAGAACUAAAGGUUGUAGAGGCGGAAGCUGAAAUUAUUGGUUCUCCAGAUAUACAUAUUGAUGAAGGGUCAACUUUAAGACUUGAAUGCAAGUUAAAAAAAGCUACAGAGAUACCAGAAUUUGUUUUUUGGUAUCACGACGAUAAAAUGGUAAACUAUGAUACUCAAAAUGGUUUCUUUGUAAAAUCUUAUUUACACAAAGAAUCUCACCUCUCAUCACAAAGUUCUGAAACCCAUUUGGUAAGACCGGAUGAUGCGGAAAAUUUUCGAGCCUAUAAAGAUUCGGCGAUUCUUAAAACAAGUAAUAAAACUAGUCACUGGUUAAAGAACGUGCAAUCAGUUGGUUCUACUCUUCCAGCAUCCAUUAGCAUUCUAACCAUACUGAAGGUUCGUUUUCAUCAUGCGGGAAAUUAUACCUGUGCGCCUUCAAAUGCAAAGUCGGCCAGUACAUCUGUUCAUGUCCUACAAGAAGAAAAACCUGCUGCGAUGCAGCAUCUGAAUCGAACUAUUUGGGAUGGCGAUCUAAACAACAACAGCAUCAGUACAACUGGAACUACAACAUCAAAUAACUCCACGAAUCUUAUAUUAAGUAUAUUUUAUCUUAAAAUUAUUAUAUUCUCAACUUACACUAUGGGAAAGCGUAAUGUUUUAUUUUCCAUAACGAAAACUUUACAUGCAAGUGUAUUAAAUAGAUGAAGUUCAUUUAAAACAAAUUUAACGUGAAAGCUAUAUUUUUAAGUUAAAAUAAAUUAAUGUUUAAAUAUCCUGAACGAAA